CCCCACGGGGCUAGCACUGACGUGUCUCUCGGCUGAGGUGCUCUGCUCCGGAGCGGGCCCCGUCUCCUCAUUCGGAGCGGAGCGAAGCCGAAGCGGGACCCGGAGCCCAAGCAGCCGCCGCCAUGGCGAUCAAAUUUCUGGAAGUCAUCAAGCCCUUCUGUGUUAUCCUGCCGGAAAUUCAGAAGCCAGAGCGGAAGAUUCAGUUUAAGGAGAAAGUGCUGUGGACAGCCAUCACCCUCUUUAUCUUCUUAGUAUGCUGCCAGAUUCCCCUGUUUGGUAUCAUGUCUUCAGACUCAGCCGACCCUUUCUACUGGAUGAGAGUGAUUCUAGCCUCUAACAGGGGCACACUGAUGGAGCUGGGCAUCUCUCCCAUCGUCACGUCCGGCCUUAUCAUGCAACUCUUGGCUGGUGCCAAGAUCAUUGAAGUUGGUGACACUCCCAAAGACCGAGCUCUCUUCAAUGGAGCCCAAAAGUUGUUCGGCAUGAUCAUUACCAUCGGCCAGUCUAUCGUGUACGUGAUGACGGGGAUGUACGGGGACCCUUCUGAGAUGGGCGCCGGCAUCUGCCUGCUCAUCACCAUCCAGCUCUUUGUUGCUGGCUUAAUUGUCCUACUUUUGGAUGAACUUUUGCAAAAAGGGUACGGCCUGGGCUCUGGCAUCUCCCUCUUCAUCGCCACCAACAUUUGCGAGACCAUCGUCUGGAAGGCCUUUAGCCCCACCACGGUCAACACUGGCCGAGGAAUGGAGUUCGAGGGCGCCAUCAUCGCACUCUUCCACCUGCUGGCAACACGCACGGACAAAGUCCGAGCCCUGCGAGAGGCCUUCUACCGCCAGAACCUCCCCAACCUCAUGAACCUGAUCGCCACCAUCUUCGUCUUCGCCGUGGUCAUCUAUUUCCAGGGCUUCCGGGUGGACCUGCCCAUCAAGUCCGCACGCUACCGUGGCCAGUACAACACCUACCCGAUCAAGCUCUUCUACACCUCCAACAUUCCCAUCAUCCUGCAGUCCGCCCUGGUGUCCAACCUCUACGUCAUCUCCCAGAUGCUGUCAGCACGUUUCAGCGGCAACCUGCUGGUCAGCCUGCUGGGCACCUGGUCUGAUACAUCCUCCGGGGGCCCCGCACGUGCUUACCCAGUUGGUGGCCUGUGCUACUACCUGUCCCCUCCGGAGUCGUUCGGUUCCGUGCUGGAAGACCCGGUCCACGCUGUGGUGUACAUCGUGUUCAUGCUGGGCUCCUGUGCCUUCUUCUCCAAGACGUGGAUCGAGGUCUCAGGCUCCUCCGCCAAAGAUGUUGCAAAGCAGCUGAAGGAGCAGCAGAUGGUGAUGCGGGGCCACCGCGAGACGUCCAUGGUCCAUGAGCUCAACCGGUACAUCCCCACGGCCGCAGCCUUCGGCGGGCUCUGCAUCGGGGCCCUCUCGGUCCUGGCUGACUUCCUGGGUGCCAUCGGGUCUGGAACUGGGAUCCUGCUGGCAGUCACCAUCAUCUACCAGUACUUUGAGAUCUUCGUGAAGGAGCAGAGCGAGGUUGGCAGCAUGGGCGCACUUCUAUUUUGAGCAAGAGGCUGCUUGAGCUGCUGGAAGGAGCCCCACCGCAGAGGGUACUGCUGCGGCCUAUGGACUCGUGUUUAAUGAUGGCUUUUUCUGAUUUCAUAUUCCUUAAAUCCACUGUGUAAAGUGCUAGAAAUUUUCCAAUUUGAAAUUUUGCUUUUAGUUUUCCAGCAUUGGCAAAAAAACUUAAAAGGAAGGGAAGCGCUCGUCAGCUGGCCACCAGAGCCUGGGUGGUAAGCAACUGUCUCAAGUGUCCAUGUCACUUUUUUCUGAACCCUCGCAGCUGCAGGGGUCCCCGCUGUCCCCCUCAUGGGUGGGCAGUGUCCUAUUCCAUUUGGAAGCACAAACACUGAAACUCCUUCAGGGUGACGCUGGAGCAACAUGUGGCCUCAGAGCCCCGGCUGUCUCCUUCACUGUCACCUGGGAGGCUGGCUUAAGACUGUUCUGUACGAGACUCGACUCCCCUUUCCACAUAAGGUCUUUGGGCAGAGCUCAGAGGCACACGGUCCCUGGGACUGAGCGCACACACCAUGGUUUCUUCCUGAAAGUGCACCAAGCGGGCUGCCUGGUCCCAACACUGCCUGUUGUGCUGUCUCCUUGUGGCUGCGCUCACUCCUCCCCUCCGUCCCCAGGGAGGGGAGCCACUAGCCACUGCCAGACGCAGGAAAGGCUCAGUGUUCCAAGCCAUUUCCGCCUCCCACUCGUGUUUUAGAAUCUCUUCUUGCCCAGAUGCAAGCAAGCAGAUGACAAGACACCACCGGUCUCCUGGCCAUCACCAGGACCGUGAGUGGGGAGCAGGUGUGCAGCCGAGGUCAGGGUCAUGGUGGGGGGUGUCCUGGAGACACUACUGCAGCAUGAUUGAAGACUCACAGCUAUGUCUGAAGUUAGCUCUGUCUAGGGCCAGUGACAGAUGACAGGGCAACCCCUCUGGCCUUGGGUAGGCCCUUGGGACAGGAACAGGAUCUGGGCUGAGUUUAGAUGAAGGUGGGACCAGGGUACUUGGCACCCUCUGGCUUCUUCCUGCCCGAGACCUCACUGGCAGUGCUGAUUGGCAACAGCACAAGCCAGAGUGGGCAGGUCCCUCCCCACAGCCAGGGCUUACACCAGUGAUGGCCAACCUACCGCAAGUGUGCCACAGCGGGCCGUUUGUGUUUUUGAAAGCUCAGAGGUUCGCCAUUGCUGGCUUACACCAUAUCACACGUGGCCUUGUCAGACCCAGUCCUGGGCAGCCAUCCCUGUGCCCUGUGCCACCACAGCUGGGCUCACCCCUGUGGUUGGCAGUCACGGGGUGGGUAGGGGCUGAUCCUGGCUUCCAGGGACUGUCACUGUGGAUGCCAGAAUGGCACAACUGAGAUGCAGUGAAUAUGAUGAAUAAAGCCAACUUUUUACAA
Molecule: messenger RNA, 2938 nt
Organism: Fukomys damarensis (Damara mole-rat)
Lineage: Eukaryota; Metazoa; Chordata; Mammalia; Rodentia; Bathyergidae
Gene: Sec61a1
Product: SEC61 translocon subunit alpha 1
Exons: 12
Coding region: 123-1553 (476 amino acids)
Biological process (GO): post-translational protein targeting to membrane, translocation; SRP-dependent cotranslational protein targeting to membrane, translocation
Cellular component (GO): Sec61 translocon complex; membrane
Molecular function (GO): ribosome binding; signal sequence receptor activity; transmembrane protein transporter activity
Source: RefSeq, a predicted model, not a curated record